Scleropages formosus (Asian bonytongue) is the source of this 1942-nucleotide messenger RNA. It is a transcript of the gene ccr10, whose product is annotated as chemokine (C-C motif) receptor 10. The coding region runs from base 526 to 1686 and encodes 386 amino acids. The record is from RefSeq and is a predicted model, not a curated record. NCBI's taxonomy places the organism in Eukaryota, Metazoa, Chordata, Actinopteri, Osteoglossiformes, Osteoglossidae. Gene Ontology annotation, cellular component: external side of plasma membrane; membrane. The transcript is spliced from 2 exons. Gene Ontology annotation, molecular function: C-C chemokine binding; C-C chemokine receptor activity. Gene Ontology annotation, biological process: immune response; cell chemotaxis; G protein-coupled receptor signaling pathway.
GCGUGUGUGUGCGCACUUAUGUUUAUAUAACUUUAUGUAGCCCCUGCUACAUGUGUUCAUGUGUUGUUGUAGUGCUGGUGGUUGGUUUAAUUGUUAUUGAUGUAUAAUAGUUUGUGUUGGGAGACGAAGAGAGGAAGACUAAGUGGCACAAAGGAUUGUGUGUGAAAAGUCUGAAAAUUGGUUAUCAUGAUUUAUUGAGUUAAUAGACUGCGGUGUUAUAUUAAAGGGUAACUCCGGAAAAGAAAACGAAUCGGGUUUGGUUGGUUUACUCUGGUUACCUCAUUGAGAGAAGAAGUUGCAAGUGUGAGGAAGACGCAUUCACACAGGGUUGUUCCCGCUGCAGCCAAAGCUGAGGUAGCAUAAGAUAAGUGUCUAGGACUUGAAACACCGGGAAAGGACCGCAGGAUUAGCUGCACGCAGACAGAGCGUCAGUCUGGGAUUCGCACUGCCUUCAUCGGAGAGACAGAACUGGAGGACUGGUUGUUGAGCGUUGGAGAGUUUCGAAGGAGCAGUUUGGUGAGGAGAAUGGGGGAAAUCACCACAUAUGCCGACAACGUCACAGAUUUUUACAUGGAAUCGUACAGUGACUACACUGUCACACUGGAGGAGUUGUGCGAAAGCAGCCACAGCCAGGCGCUCUUGAUCAAGGUGGUACAGCUGUGCAUCUUCUCGGUGGUCUUCCUAGUUGGGAUCCUCGGCAACAUGCUGGUGAUAGCCACGUUCGCGCUCUACCGCCGCCUGCGCCUUCGCUGCAUGACGGACGUCUUCCUGCUGCACCUGGCAGUGAGCGACCUGCUGCUGCUGCUCACACUGCCCCUGCAGGCCGCCGACACGCUCCUGGACCGCUGGGAGUUCGGCAGCAUCCUUUGCAAGGUCAUGCGCGGCCUCUACGCCGUCAAUACCUACAGCGGCCUGCUGCUGCUAGCUUGCAUCAGCGUGGACCGCUAUGUGGUGAUCGUGCAGACGCGCGCCGCCCAGCGUCUCCGCCACUAUCACCUGCUCUACAGCUCGCUGGCCGCCAUCUGCGUGUGGUUCACCGCCGGCCUCCUCAGCCUGCCUGAGAUCAUCUCCGUGGGUGUGGACACCCAGAAGCUGGAGCAGCGGUGCGAGCACCAGCUUGAGUGGAAGAUCAAGAUAGCCACGUGGGCCACCCAGAUCGCAGGGUUCUGCCUGCCCUUCCUGGCUAUGCUCGUGUGCUACUCCCUGAUCGGCCGUACUCUGCUGCAGGGCCAGGGCUGGCGCCGCCAACGAACGCUACGUCUUCUCCUUGUGCUCGUGCUGGUCUUCUUGGUCUUCCAGCUGCCCUACACCAUAGUCCUCUCGCUGAAGAUGGCGAAGAACUCCCACAACAACCCGGGGAAUGCCUGCGAGCACUGGAAAGCCACCUUGAUAGCUGAGUACAUCACGUGCAGCCUGGCGUACAUGCGCUGCUGCCUGAACCCCCUGCUGUACGCGCUGGUGGGCGUGCGCUUUCGCAACGAUGUGCUCAGACUGCUCCAUGAUGUGGGAUGCAUCAGAUGGGGCCCAUGUGGUCGCAGCCUGGUUUCAGCCUCCGACAGUUGUGUCUCCACUUCCGCCACAUCCCCAUUGCCAACCGUCAAGUCCGUCAUGGGUUCCACAUCAGAGCAGCUCCUCUCCCCAGCUCCAAGCAUCCAGAUGAACUUCACCACCUCUCCAGUGUAUUAAAUCCAUCUCCAUCUGCCUAUGCCCUGCAAAUUCUACAUACUUUCAGGUCACCUGUCCUGGUUUCCACCAUAAACCAGACUGCAUUACAAAAUGAAACUAUGAACUGGAAACAAAUGUAGAUGUAUGCUAUGAGUUAUACUGUGAAUGCUUUGUAGUUCUAGGCUGUAAUACUUUUUUAAAUCUAUGCCUACAUUUUACGCAGUUUUCAAGAUCAGUCAGACAAUUGAGUUUGACAAUUUUUUUAAACAUAAACAAG